GCGCGAGGAGCCGAGCGCCCAGGGCUGCGCUUCCCGGGCCGGCGGGGCGGGCGCCCCGGCUGCCCGACGCCUCCUGCGCUCGGCGGCCGCGCGCCCCCGCUCCUCCCUGCCGGUUCCCGGGGGUCCCCGCCAUGCGCCCAGGCUAGUGCGCCCGGGGCGCAGCGCCGACCGGGGCCGCUCCCGCCGCCCGCUCCCGCCGCCGGCAUGCUGCGCCCGCUGCUGCUCGCCGCGCUCUGCCUGGCCGGUCGGCUCGAGCCCGCCCGCGGCUGCCAGCUCCCCUCGGAGUGGAGACCCCUGAGCGAGGGCUGCCGCGCCGAGCUGGCCGAGAUCAUCGUGUACGCCAAGGUGCUGGCGCUGCACCAGGAGGUGCACGGCCUGUACAACUACCUGCCGUGGCAGUACGAGGCCAGCGAGGCGGGGCUCUUCUACUCGGCCGAGAUCGAGAUGCUGUGCGACCAGGCGUGGGGCAGCAUGCUCGAGGUGCCCGCGGGCUCCAGGCUCAACCUCACCGGCCUGGGCUACUUCUCGUGUCACUCCCACACCGUGGUCCAGGAUUACUCCUAUUUCUUCUUCCUCAGGAUGGAUGAAAAUUAUAACCUCUUGCCUCAUGGAGUCAAUUUCCAAGAUGCCAUCUUUCCAGACACUCAAGAGAACAGAAGGAUGUUUUCCAGCCUUUUCCAGUUUUCGAACUGUUCCCAAGGGCAGCAACUGGCGACUUUCUCCAGUGACUGGGAGAUCCAGGAAGAUAAUAGGCUCAUGUGUUCCUCGGUGCAGAAAGCCCUGUUCGAGGAGGAGGACCACGUCAAGAAACUGCAGCAGAAGGUGGCCACACUGGAGAAGCGGAACCGGCAGCUCCGGGACCGGGUGAAGAAGGUGAAGAGGUCUCUACGGCAGGCGCGGAAGAACGGCCGCCACCUGGAGCUGGUGAACCAGAAGCUCAGCGAGAAGCUGGCAGCUGCAGCAGGAGCCAUCCCGCACAUCAACGCCCUGGGGCGGGAGCCUGCACGCAGCUCCUACCUGCGGGGGUAGUGGGACUGCACGUGGCCUGGGCCAGCCCUGCUGGGGCACAUUGCCUCUCGCCAUGGAAUGGAGCGAUGGUGGUUUUGUAUGUACACAUAUUUCAAAUCUUGUAGAAGAUAUUUUUGUUCAUUUUGUAGCAUCUAGUUGGUUUAAAAGGCAAGCUUUGCUUUCCCUCAGUUGCUGGCCUGGUCCCAGACACAGUGCUCCGAAGUCCAGUGGCAGCAGGAUCCCGGAGUGCUGUGUGCUUUCCUGGGGCCUGGCCUCGGCUUCCAGGAGCAGCCUGCAAAGUGCACUUAUUGGGUAAAGAACAUUUUAGAAUCUCUAGAUGCAUGAGACUUUGAGGGGCUUGGCCUUUAUUUCAGAAGAGAGGCAGUGUGGUCUCAGCUCUGAGCUCCAGGACAGCUACUAGUUUUGAGGAGUGAUCAGAAUCAAGUCGUGGAACCUUCUGGUGUCUCAUUUUCCAGAGCUCUGGAAGGAGAAUGGUGGCCUCGCAAAGCACCCAAGGAUGCCUGUAAAUAAACACGUGCGGGGCGUCCCUGCUCCAGCCAGCAUUUCCUCACAGCUGAGGCUUAUUAAGGCCUAAUGAGCUCAUCACGGGUAAGGGAAUUGAGUUGGGAGUGGGGCAGCAGGAAUUAAACAAGAUGAAUUACACCUGAUUUCCAACGCCAGCUACCCAGAGCUGAAGAUGAUCCCUGUGGGUCACUCUAGUCAAGAGCAGAAUUGCCUUUAUGGGCCCGUCAUGUUUCAUCAAACCACACUCCUAAGCUGGAAGGGCCUGAGCAAUAUUGCAGCCACUGCUUAAGUUCGAACUCGUUUACCCAGUAAUUGCUUCCAACUCCUCCAGAUUCGAGGCGAGCCGACCCGAUAUUCUGUGAACUUCUGUUCUGCAGAGAUGCCUCCUGCCCAGCCAGGCUCUCGAAGGGCUUCUUCCAGGCAUUCCAAUCUCUGCUGCUUUGUGCAAACGCUUUCCACCCACCAGGACUGUCUGUCCCCUGGGAGUAAUGUUUGCACAUCAGUCCACUUGUUGUUGUGUCAGUUCCUGGACGUGAUCAAAGCACUUCACCCUCUUUAGAAAAACUUUUAAAGAGAGAACUACACAUAAAAAGUAUUCUCCAUACCUAUCACUUGGGCACAGUCAAUUACUCCCUGUGUUAUUAAGAAGUCAGCUGAGGGGCUGCCUCUUGGUUAUCUUCUGAUGAUGCAGUUCCAAACCCCCAAGUUUCCCUUCAUUGCUGUUUCAGAUAGAAGCUGCAGAUCAGGAGAUCGGCCGCCCAGAGAUGGCCCAGACCCUGCAGGCCCUGAUUGUGCUGUGUUCUCCGUUGGAAAUGGCAGUUACACUGUCAGAUUUCCGUUCCACUGCCUUUAGGAAAACCCCAUCCUUCUUGCUCUGGCAGCCAGUCUGGGGCAGGAGCCUGUUUCACAUGAGUCUUGGUGGCAGGAUUCUGCCUGAGAGGAGGCAUCUACGCCCUGGACUAGAUAGCAUGGGAACUUUUGCUCAAGGGUACUUCAUGUCCAAGCUUCUGCCACUGCUUUACUAGCUGUAUUCUUCAUAGUGUGGUGCAUUAGAAGGCGCAUCUUCUAGUCUCUUCUUCCUGGGGAUAUUUCCUUAGAGCAGUUUUCUCCCGCCCAAGGGAAUGGCAAGCCUCAGGUGACUUACAGCCAGGGUUUGGAGAGCUGUGGGAGCUGGAUCACUACAGAUGCAUUAUGUUCUGCCUUUGCAAUAAACGAGCAAUAUUUCAGCCACAACAGGAAA
Equus caballus (horse) is the source of this 2773-nucleotide messenger RNA. It is a transcript of the gene CCDC3, whose product is annotated as coiled-coil domain containing 3. Lineage: Eukaryota; Metazoa; Chordata; Mammalia; Perissodactyla; Equidae. The record is from RefSeq and is a predicted model, not a curated record. Gene Ontology annotation, biological process: negative regulation of gene expression. Gene Ontology annotation, cellular component: extracellular region.